GCCCCCAAAACACACACAAACACACACACACACACACACACAUAUAGAUACACUCUCACCACACUUUCCUAUUAAGUAAUUUCUCUCUCUUUCCUCCAUUGAAAACUCUCUCUCACACACCAAAGAAGAGAGACAGAUACAGAAACACCCACCACACACACACAUUCAACCAAAAAAAAAACAAAAAAGAAAUUGAAAUUAAUUUCGAUUGUGCAUAACACAAUGUCAACUCUGAAAGCCGACGAUCCACGCAUCCCAGCCAUUCAAUCAAGAAUCCGCGUUGUGCCCAACUUCCCCAAACCAGGGAUAAUGUUUCAAGACAUAACCACACUUUUACUCGACCCAAAAGUCUUCAAAGACACCAUUGAUUUGUUCGUCGAGCGCUACAAGUUCAAGAACAUUUCUGUUGUUGCUGGUAUAGAGGCUAGGGGGUUUAUAUUCGGUCCCCCUAUAGCAUUAGCAAUCGGAGCAAAGUUUGUUCCGUUGAGAAAACCAAAUAAACUGCCAGGUAGAGUUUUCAGACAAGAGUACGAGUUGGAAUACGGAAGUGAUUGUCUUGAAAUGCAUGUUGGAGCAGUUGCUUCGGGCGAGCGUGCUUUAGUAGUCGAUGAUCUAAUUGCUACUGGUGGCACUCUUUGUGCAGCCAUCGACUUAUUAGAACGUGCUGGAGCUGAAGUAUUCGAGUGUGCUUGCGUCAUCGAAAUACCAGCUCUCAAGGGACGAGAGCGGUUAAAUGGCAAGCCGGUAUUUGUACUCGUGGACUCCCAAUAGUAAAACUUUCGGACAAGGUGUGACCUUUGUCACUAUAUAUCAGAAACUUCUGUUAUUCGAAUGUUUUCAUCUGCAAAUUUUUUUUUUCCGGUUUUACGUCUCGGAUCAGUACUCAAUAUUCCGGAAGGUCAUUAAUAUAUGUUUACGAGCAUAGGGAUUUUGUGGUGAAAGGCUUGUUAACAAAUAACAUUAUUUGUGAACAAAAUUUCUGGGUAGAUUGGUUAUAUUAUUCCACUGUAUUUUGGUUCUUUUUACCCAUCUUA
Erythranthe guttata (spotted monkey flower) is the source of this 1034-nucleotide messenger RNA. It is a transcript of the gene APT3, whose product is annotated as adenine phosphoribosyl transferase 3. Gene Ontology annotation, molecular function: adenine phosphoribosyltransferase activity. Gene Ontology annotation, cellular component: cytoplasm; cytosol. Lineage: Eukaryota; Viridiplantae; Streptophyta; Magnoliopsida; Lamiales; Phrymaceae. The record is from RefSeq and is a predicted model, not a curated record. Gene Ontology annotation, biological process: adenine salvage.